Neoarthrinium moseri is the source of this 1560-nucleotide messenger RNA. RefSeq lists its product as uncharacterized. Gene Ontology annotation, cellular component: cytosol; Ubp3-Bre5 deubiquitination complex; ribonucleoprotein complex. Gene Ontology annotation, biological process: ribophagy; protein deubiquitination. The record is from RefSeq and is a predicted model, not a curated record. NCBI's taxonomy places the organism in Eukaryota, Fungi, Ascomycota, Sordariomycetes, Amphisphaeriales, Apiosporaceae. The transcript has 5 exons. Bases 1 to 1560 code for a protein of 519 amino acids. Gene Ontology annotation, molecular function: mRNA binding.
AUGGCAACUACAAACGGUGCUACUACCGCCCCCGAGCAGUCGGGCGGCCCUACCAGCAACCUUGGCAAGGAUGAGGUCGCCUGGUUUUUCGUCGAGCAGUACUACACAACCCUGAGCAAGACGCCCGAGAAGCUACACCUUUUCUAUAGCAAGCGCUCUCAAUUCGUCUACGGCCAGGAGGCUGAGGUUGCCGACGUGUCGGUUGGCAGACAGAACAUCCAAGAGCGAAUCAAGGCCCUUGAUCUCUCCGACACCUGCAAGGUCCGCAUCUCGAAUGUCGACUCUCAGUCCUCGUUUGACAACAUUGUCAUCCAAGUCAUUGGCGAGACGUCCAACAAGGUUGGCGACGAUCCCAAGAAGUUUGUUCAGACUUUCGUGCUGGCCCAGCAGCCCUCUGGCUAUUUCGUCCUGAACGACAUCCUCCGCUACCUCGACGACGAGACCGAGGACGAGCAGGGCGAUAUCGCCGCCCAGGAGGGAGCCGUCGAGGUCACCGCCCCGGCCCCCUCGGCCCCUGCUGCCGAGACUCAGGAAGAGCCCGAGACCAAGACCGAGUCUGUCGCCGAGGAGCCCGCGCCUGCUGCCUCCACUCUCGACGCCGGUGUUAUUGAUCAGAAGCUGGAGGAGGUUGCCGGCAAGGAGACUCCUCCUGUCAACGGUGAUAAUGCCGUUGAGUCCGUUGCAGAGCCUGAGAAGGCUGCGGCACCCGAGGCUGCAGCCCCUGUCGAGGCCGCACCUGUCGCCGAUCCUGAGGAGACCGCACGCCUGCUUGAGGAGGAGGACACCAAGGAGCCCGAGAAGCCUACUGACCCCAGCCCUACUCCGGUGACUUCCCGACAGCAACCUCCCGCUCCCCAAGCCGCUGCUCCCGCCCAGCCGCCCAAGCCGAUGACCUGGGCAAGCCGUGCUGCCGCCGCUGCCGGACCUCCUAAACCCGUGGUCCCCCUCCCCAAGACGGCUACCCCUCCGGCCCAGGCGCGCUCGGCCGCGCCCGCCGCCUCGGCCGCCAAGCCCGCAGCCGCCCCUGCCCAGACCGCCGAGACUCCCGCAGCUGCCACAGCCGCGAAGGAGUCCUCCGAGUGGCAGACGGCCGGCAGUGACUCCAAGAGGCACAACCGACCCCAGUCCAUCUCUGGACCCCAAGCUGAGAAAGAGGGUAUUCUGGGCUACGUCAAGUACGUUACGGAGAAGGUCCAACACGAAGAUUUGAAGUCAGCGUUGGCCCAGCACGGCGAGUUGGUGUACUUCGACAUCAACCGUGCUAAGAGCUGCGCUUUCGUUGAGUUUGCGACUCCGGCCGGGUACCAGGCUGCUGUCGCUGCUAACCCCCACACCGUAAACGGAGAGAGCAUCACUGUGGAGCCUCGACGACCCAAGUCGCAGGUCUACGGUGCCGGCAACUAUGGAUCGGGACGUGGAAACGCUCCUAGCCGCGGAGGACGUGGCGGUUUCGAGGGUGGCCGAAGUGGAAGCCAAGGUGGCCGAGGCAACUUUGGUGGCCAGAACCGUGGUAGGGGUAGCGUCCGUGGUCGGGGCGGCGCGCAGGCCACCAGUGCUUAA